ACCAAGUCACACACACACACACGUCCCCGGGUUGCCAUGGUGAGAAGAUGUCUAUUCUUCGUGGCUCUGUGUUUGGUUGCGGGUCAGGACACGAUCUCCUUUAGCCCAGAAGAGCGACACGGAAAUGAAGAACAAGAACAACAUGUGGAAGUGGACGAUGUGACGUGGACCACCGCACUACUGCUGAUUUCCUUUGUGGUGAUGUCCAUGGGAGCCGUCUAUUUGGUGCAUUCAUCAGAUGUUGAUAUCAGGAAAGAAGGUUGGACCUUGAUUAGCACGACGAUGUCUAUUUUCUGUGCUGCUAGCAUUGACUUUUCCAUUUGCUGGAUGAUGAUCAUUUGUCUAGCAUACGUGACUGGAGAGAAAAUUGACAAACACACGGACACAUGGGAUUUCCAACUGGCUGUUUUUCUUUUUGCCUGCAUCAUCUUCUUGCUUUUGCUCCUGGUGCUUCUCGACCUCAGCCCGGAAGAGAACAUGCACUUUUUGACGGCUGCGACCAGGCUAGGCAGCCGCAUCCUGGCAUUUGCCAGCAUUCUCUUUCUUGGGCAUGUUCAAAAACUGACCUUCUUUAAUCAGUCCUGGUUCGCAGCCUUUCUGGUUCCAUGCUUGGCGCUGUUGUUCUGUAUGCUUGCAUACCCGAUCGCGAUUCUGGCCAAACGCCGCGAACCAGAGUGGUGGACUAGGAAAAAGGAACGAGUGGAUCAUGUGCUGCAGGCGUUGCAGGAGGCCACAGCAAUCAGCGUGGGCUUUCUCCUUUGUCAAGUUGCGUGCUAUGUGCUUAGUGAAUCAGACGUGAACAAAGACAAAUUUAUGCCCAUCAUCGGUGGGCCUCCCGGUCGACACAGACCUUUUUCGACCACGAUCUUUUGGACUUUGGCUUGCAUGCUGCUUUCAUUCUCGGCCAUUUGGACGGUACGACAUCGACGGAUGCACUCACACCGGACCAUGAAGCGCUUUUUGUCCAACCUUGUUGGCCUGGUCACCUCAAAUACAGGAUGUUGGUGCCUCCAACGAGGCGGCUUGAUUCUUUUCUACCAGCUGUGUAGUGACCGAAUGUACGACUACCAGAAGCAUGUGCUAUGCAAAGGAACUGGUCACUGCGAGGACUUCCAGAUCAACCCGGUCAAAGUCACCAACCGGGCGACCAUCACGAAUGCCGCCUUCAUGUCCGUGCUUUCCGUCGUUUGCAUUCUCGUCAUGGAUAAGGUUGCAGACCUUUGCGAAGGCAAGGGCUCGAUGUCUCCUGGGCAACUUCAGAUGGAUCUCGGCGAGGAGCCGUGCGGGUCGCCGUGCGAGCCGCGAGCCUUUCUGCGUGGGGAUCUAGAGUCUGUGGGGUCAGCAUCCAGUGAGAUGGAACUGGAUUUCCAAAGCAUGGCUUCGAGCCUGAGGACGGUCAUGGGGAGUUUCGGUGUCUUGGUGGGAAUUUGUUGGAACAAGGCCUUUGAGACGGCUUAUGCGGUGAUUUUGGAGCACGAUUCAUGGAGCCGCAUGAUGUCCUCCAAUGAAGAGGCAAAACAAUUCUUGGAAGACAAUGAGAUCAAGGUUGGACUGUUGCUGGCCAGUGUGGGCUUUGUAUUGUCCCUCUUCGUCCUACCAGGGUGGUAUUGGUACAUCAUGCCCUUUACCCUGAAGGAGGAAGCAGAGCAUGGUGCUGCCAUCAGCACUGAAUAUCAACAGUUCAAGUUAUUGGAGUUGACCAAACGAAAGUCUGCACACGUGCCAUCUGAAAGUAGCGAAACAGACUCUGCUUGAACUGGAUUGAACAGACUCUGCUUGUCCUGUAGGGCCGGGUUUUGGAACGAGCGGAUCCGGUUGGCGAGAGGUUGAUUGCGCGGCUCC
Molecule: messenger RNA, 1842 nt
Organism: Durusdinium trenchii
Lineage: Eukaryota; Dinophyceae; Suessiales; Symbiodiniaceae
Source: the annotation of a GenBank genome assembly